CGUCUGAGAGGCUUACGGCAGCAGUACUUCAUCAUCGGUCUUGCGGUGAAGCUGUGGGAAUACAGGGCAAACCAUAGGAAUACAUCUAAAUCUCUAGUUCUACAUUUGCGACGUUUUACGUAUUCCACGUCAUCGGAACCAUGAAAGAAAAAGAAAGUCCAUCAACGCUUUCCGUAGAUUCACCCCCCAUCAAAUGCCUCGACAAGCAAUCUACCUCUAAGCCAUACUCUCGGCCAGAAUUCACUCAACAGUUCAGGGAGAACUCCAGCGGCAAAGUAUGGUGGACCAUAUUUAUUGUUUUGAUGGUAGCUACGGUAGCUGUCCGGUUUUACAAAUUACAUUAUCCCGAACAAGUUUGCUGGGAUGAGACACAUUUCGGAAGGCACGCAAACCAAUAUCUUCAACGAACUUUCUUCUUUGACGUUCAUCCUCCUCUGGGCAAAAUGAUUAUUGCAUUAUUUGGGUACUUGGAUGGAUACGACGGUUCCUUUUGGUUUGAGGUCGGGAAAAAAUACGGAGACGCCUCUUACAUGGGAAUGCGUAUAGGUUGUGCGAUAAUGGGAGCUUUAGUAGUUCCUCUUUCCUUCCUGUCAAUGUGGGAAAUGACUUCAUCGUUACCAGCAUCCACCUUCACUGCCCUUUGCUUAAUUUUUGACAACUCGUUGGUGGUGUUGAAUCGCUUUAUACUUCUUGAUCCGCUGAUGCUGUUCUUCAUUUCAGCUACUGUCUUUUCUAUGGCUCAUUUCAACCAACAAAAAAGAUCUUUUAGUUUUCGCUGGUGGUUCUGGUUAUCAUCAACGGGCAUAUUUAUGGCUGGAGCUUUCAGCAUCAAAUUUGUUGGAUUGUUUCUCGUUUUCUUGGUGGGAAUUCGAGCCAUCUACGACUUGUGGAUUAUUCUUGGCGAUAUGUCGCGGCCAGUGACUUAUACAGUUAAACAUUUCCUGGCAAGAGCUCUGUGCCUUAUUGCGCUUCCGGUCGCUUUGUACGUGGCCAUUUUUUACGUUCAUUUGAAAAUUCUUCAUCUUGGUGGAGAAGAAGAUGAAUUUUACAGUUCUGCUUUCCAAGUCAGUCUCAAAGGCAAUAUGUUCCACAACUCUACUGGCCCUAGAGAGGUUGCAUAUGGAGCUGUUAUCAGGCUGAAGAAUAACGUUCUCGAGGGUCAAUAUCUUCAUUCACAUCGACAGCUAUAUCCGGUCGGCGCUAGACAGCAGCAAAUCACUACGGUCUAUAUCAGAGAUCCAAACAACCGAUGGUUCAUCAAAAGACACAACCAAUCAUCUCCGCUUUGGAACGCUACUGAGCCUAUCGACUUUGUUCGUAACGGUGAUUUGGUUCGGAUCGAGCACCGAACAACAGGGCGCAAUAUUCACGUUCACAGAGGACCAGCACCUAUUUCGAAUAAAAUGUAUCAAGUGACUGGUUUUGGAGUGAAAGGUGAAGGUAACGACGAUGAUUUCUGGCGAAUCGAAAUCGAAGGUGCUGCAGAAGGCGAAAUUCUGGAAAUAGUGCGACACAGCUUCCGGUUGGUGAGCCCAAACAACAAGUGCGUCCUUACAUCGACGACAAAGAAUUUGCCCGAGUGGGGGUUCGGCUCUGCUGAAGUGGCUUGCAAUCCAAAAAUUCACGACGACCGCGCCUAUUGGCACAUCGAUGAUAACCGCUAUCCACGUCUUCCAAAUGUGAGCUACACUAUAUACGAGCUCAGUUUCCUCCAGCGAUUCAUCGAGUCACAUCAGAACAUGUUUAUGGGCAACGCCGGAUUCAGACCCAGGAUAAGUGAUUUCCAGUCUAGACCGUGGAUGUGGCCCAUCAACUUCAGGGGUCAGUUCUUUUCAGUGGAAGGAUCAGUGAUCUACCUUCUCGGCAAUCCAAUUAUCUGGUGGGGCCACUGUUUGUGCUUCUUCUUUUACUUUAUUCUCUGGGUCGUGAAUGCCGUCAUCGAGAAGCGCUCCGUUGUUUUGUCUGAAAAGCAAAUGAUGUUGCAAAGGAGAACACUGAAUACGUGCAAAUGGCUAUUUAUCGGCUUUCUAUGUCACUACGCUCCAUUUUGGCCAAUGGCACGCAUCUUAUAUUUUCAUCAUUAUUUCCCAGCUCUCCUCUUCUCCAACAUGAUUUCAGGAAUGAUGCUGCACUAUCUUUUGGAAACUUUUUCGGACAAAAUUUCGCGAAAGUUUUAUACAUACUUUAUAAGUGGGCUAAUUUUAAUAUAUUUCUACAGCUUCUACUUAUUUACUCCAAUUACUUAUGGAUAUCCUAACCGGCCAUCACAAUACAAUGACUCGCAAAUGUAUGGCAUGAAAUGGAUACCUAGUUGGGAAUUUUAGAAGGACAAUUUAUACAAGGAAAACUUCUGCAAAAGAAUUUCACCAUGACGCGCAUUCAAUAUUUAUGCGUGUGUUAUAGAUUUUAAAAUGUUUUUAAUGGACAAGAAAAUUGAAAUACAUUUUACUUAACUCUU
Daphnia pulicaria is the source of this 2458-nucleotide messenger RNA. Its product is annotated as protein O-mannosyl-transferase 2-like. The record is from RefSeq and is a predicted model, not a curated record. Gene Ontology annotation, biological process: protein O-linked glycosylation via mannose. Gene Ontology annotation, cellular component: endoplasmic reticulum; membrane. Bases 141 to 2324 code for a protein of 727 amino acids. Gene Ontology annotation, molecular function: dolichyl-phosphate-mannose-protein mannosyltransferase activity. The transcript is spliced from 17 exons. NCBI's taxonomy places the organism in Eukaryota, Metazoa, Arthropoda, Branchiopoda, Diplostraca, Daphniidae.